AUGGAGGCGCGAAACGAGGCACUGAAACGAGGGAUGGUGGCGUUACAGCGGGAUGUAGAGGCACAGAGCAGCGCGCUGAAACAGGGGGUAACCGUGUUACAUCGGGAUGUGGAGGCGAACAUGCUGUCGUUUCAACGAGGGGCGGAGUUCUGGCGACGUGUAGUGCACCUGUACGGCAGUUACAAGCUCCAGGUGGCAGUGAGUGGCCAAUCAGAGGAGGAGAAAUCUGCCACGUGGCAGAGGCAGCAUGAGAGGGGAGCCGAGAUGCUCUAUGCUCUCUGCACCGACAUGAAAGGAUUCUUCCUCAAGGCGGGUCAGUUCUUAGCCAAGCCGGACCUCUCCCCACCAGCGUGGGUGCGUCGCCUCUCUGCCCUCCACGACUCUCCUCCGUCUCACCCCUUCCUUCUAUCCCCGCAUCUCCCACUCCUUCCUCCCACAAUCACAGGCGGGUCAGUUCUUAGCCAAGCCAGACCUCUCCCCACCAGCGUGGGUGCGUCGCCUCUCUGCCCUCCACGACUCUCCUCCGUCUCACCCCUUCCUUCUAUCCCCGCAUCUCCCACUCCUUCCUCCCACAAUCACAGGCGGGCGGGUCAGUUCUUAGCCAAGCCGGACCUCUCCCCACCAGCGUGGGCGGGUCAGUUUCUAGCCAAGCCAGACCUCUCCCCACCAGCGUGGGUGCGUCGCCUCUCUGCCCUCCACGACGCUGCUCCUGCCGACCCGCUCCCCCUCGUGCUCCAGACGAUUCAAGAGGAGCUGGGGGGGAUGGGAUGGAGGGAGGUGUGGGAGUGGGUGGAGGAGAAACCACUUGGGUCUGCAUCGAUUGCCCAAGUGCACAGAGGGAGGCUGAGAGGAGGGAAAGAGGUUGCUAUCAAGGAGCAACACACAGGAGCCGAGCCCCUCAUGCUCACAGACCUCGCCAACCUCAAGGCGUUUCCUGCCUUUCUGCAGAGCAUGGAGAUCAAAGCUCAGAGCACGCAGGCGCAGAGCCUCUCAUGCUCACAGACCUCGCCAACGAAAGCCUCUCCUGCCCUUUCCCCCACCCUCCUCGUUACACGUACUCACUUUCACUUUCAGGUGCAACACGCGGGUGCCAAGCCCCUCAUGCUCACAGACCUCGCCAACCUCAAGGCCUUUGCUGCCUUCCUGCAGAGCACGGAGCUGAAUAUGGAUGUGAUGGGCGCUCUGAACGAGCUGGAGAAGCAGAUCCGGUACGAGUUCGACUUCCGCAGGGAGGCUGCAGCCAUGGAUACCAUCCGAGCCUCGCUGGCAGCGCCUGCUAGUGAUGGACUUAAUCAAGGGCUCUCCAAUCGUGAAGAUGGGAGAAGAGAUGCGAGCCAAGGGAGUCAACCCCAACGGCUUCCUUGCUACCAGAGCCAAGAGGUCAAUCUUUCGGUCACUCGGGGCAGCUUACGGGCUGAUGAUCUUGCGGGACGGGCAUUUUCAGGCUGA
Messenger RNA from Closterium sp. NIES-65, 1449 nucleotides. NCBI's taxonomy places the organism in Eukaryota, Viridiplantae, Streptophyta, Zygnematophyceae, Desmidiales, Closteriaceae. The record is from the annotation of a GenBank genome assembly.